Molecule: messenger RNA, 1110 nt
Organism: Gilbertella persicaria
Lineage: Eukaryota; Fungi; Mucoromycota; Mucoromycetes; Mucorales; Choanephoraceae
Product: pseudouridine synthase
Exons: 4
Coding region: 1-1110 (369 amino acids)
Biological process (GO): pseudouridine synthesis
Molecular function (GO): RNA binding; pseudouridine synthase activity
Source: RefSeq, a predicted model, not a curated record
AUGCGUAAAGUCAAGCCUUAUUACUUUGAAUAUAAAUCAUAUGCAAAGGGUCGUUGGUUAGGAAGAAGUAUACUUGAAGUAUUUGCCUCAGAAUUUAGAGAUCGUAGUGAAGAAUAUUAUCGGUAUGCGAUUGAGAGAGGUCUACUUACUAUCAAUGAUCAAAAAGUGACAACAGAUACAAUUAUCAAGACUUCAGACGUCAUUGGUCACAAAAUUCAUCGCCAUGAACCUCCUUGUACAGAUCAACCUAUUAAAGUUGUGUAUGAAGAUGAUGAUCUUUUUGUAGUCGAUAAGCCUGGAGGUAUCCCAGUCCAUCCAGCAGGUCGCUAUAGACACAAUACAAUUAUUCAUGUGCUAAGAAAAGAAAGGGACAUUGCAAAACUCUAUCCUGCAAAUCGACUUGACUUGCCUACAUCUGGUUUAAUGUUGAUUGCACGCAAUUCAGCUAGAGCAAAACAAUUAGAACGCGAAAUGUCUGCAGGCUCCAUCAGGAAAGAAUACAUUUGUCGAGUUGACGGCAAAUUUCCAGAUGGUGAAAUUGUUUGUGAUGCGCCCAUCAAAUGUAUUUCACAUAAAAUGUCUGUCAAUUAUGUUCAUCAAGAUGGUAAACCUUCUGUUACUAAAUUCCAACGUCUCAGCUACAAUGGUAAAACCAGUGUUGUGCGCUGUAAACCUUUGACAGGUCGCACACAUCAAAUCCGAGUUCAUCUUCGUUACCUAGGGUAUCCAAUCUCAAAUGAUCCACUCUAUGGUAAUGGUACUUCUUGGGCACCUUUUAUUCGGCCCGGUGAAAGAAUGGAAGACAAAGAUGCUCGCUUAUUAGUUGACAAACUGUUUGAGUACUCUCCUAUGGAAGAAUGGGACGAAUCAGGUCAGCCUGUUCUGGCCGAAACGCCUUCUCUAGACGACUCGGAUAAUACACGCUGCUCAGAAUGCAGUGCAUCACUUGUAUUAGGAAAGAACUAUGAUCAACUGUGUAUCUUCUUACAUGCUUGGCGUUAUUCAGCUAGUGGUUGGGAAUAUGAAACUGAACUGCCAUUUUGGGCUAAAGAAGACUUCAACGAUGAUGAUGCUCCUCUAAAGUACAGAAAUACCUUUAUUGAAAAAUAA